UCCUGUCAACCACACCGAGAAGAGGCAACAUGGGUCAUAGACCGAAGCUGUAGGCGACGAAAAAGAUACCUACCUCUCCGUUUUCAACUAAAUCCAGAAACAAACUCCCGCUGAACACACAUUGUCAAAGGAGACUGAAGACCGAGACACUCUGAAGAUUUUAUUCGGAUAUCUCAGGUUGCUGAUAGAGAGACUGUGAUGAUGUCAUUCUCCAUGGCCCUGCACCUCACCGCUGCUCUCCAACUCCUGGCGCUGAUGGCCAUAUGUGACGAGGUUACAGCUGAUCGCAUCAACUUCUACAAUGUCAAACCACCUGUGGAAGCCACUCCAUUCCCUAAGAGCUUCAAGUGCUUCACCUGCGAGCAAGCUGCAGACAACUACAACUGUAACAGCUGGGCUGAGGACAAGUGGUGUCCACAGAAUACACAGUUCUGUAUGACAGUGCACCACUUCACCAGUCAUGGCAAGACCAAGUUUGUGACCAAAAAGUGUGCUGCCAGGGAGGUGUGUCACGCUUCAGGCUGUAGACACCACAGGGACACAGGUCACACAGAGUGUGUGUCGUGCUGUGAGGGUAUGAUCUGCAAUGUGGAGGUCCCCACUAACCACACCAAUGCUGUGUUUGCCAUGAGGCAGCAGGCCUACAGCUCAGCCCCAUCCCAGGCCCCUGUGAGGACAGCGUGGGGCUGCUGCUGGCUGACGUUACUCACCACCCUGGGCCUGGGGUUGACCAGACUGGUCCUACUGUGACACUGCUGUCCCUCAAAGCAGGUCCCUAUAGAGGGGACCAGACUAUACCAGAUGUGUGUUGUUACAAGUGUGGUGGUAAUCUGUGAUAAAGAUGUCUCAUACAGUGGCUUGCGAAAGUAUUCACCCCCUUUGGCAUUUUUCCUAUUUUGUUGCCUUACAACCUGAAA
Messenger RNA from Coregonus clupeaformis (lake whitefish), 917 nucleotides. RefSeq names its product ly6/PLAUR domain-containing protein 6B-like. Lineage: Eukaryota; Metazoa; Chordata; Actinopteri; Salmoniformes; Salmonidae. Gene Ontology annotation, molecular function: acetylcholine receptor regulator activity. The transcript is spliced from 6 exons. The record is from RefSeq and is a predicted model, not a curated record. Bases 199 to 750 code for a protein of 183 amino acids.